Necator americanus (New World hookworm) is the source of this 774-nucleotide messenger RNA. RefSeq lists its product as uncharacterized. Bases 1 to 774 code for a protein of 257 amino acids. Lineage: Eukaryota; Metazoa; Nematoda; Chromadorea; Rhabditida; Ancylostomatidae. The transcript has 6 exons. Gene Ontology annotation, molecular function: NADH dehydrogenase (ubiquinone) activity. The record is from RefSeq and is a predicted model, not a curated record.
AUGUUGCCUGUUGUGGUACGUCCUUUCGCUCGGGGACUACAACGAACAGUUGCAUCGUUUUCCACAAGUGUGCCGGCAAAUGAAGCUGAGAAGAAAAAGAAACCCACUGUUCUAAAAUUGGAUGAGGAGAAACGAAAACGUCUGGCUAACUUCGGUCGAUAUGCAGCUGAAUGCCUCCCAAAGUUCAUCCAGCAAGUGCAGUUUGCUGCUGGUGAUGAAUUGGAAUUGCUCAUCCAUCCAUCUGGUGUUAUCCCCGUUCUUACAUUCCUCAAAGGAAAUCACUCUGCCCAGUUCACGAAUCUGACCUUUGUUUGUGGUGUCGAUGUACCAACGAGGAAAAACCGUUUUGAAGUUGUCUACUCUCUUUUCUCUCCGCGAUUUAUGGCUCGGUGUCGCGUGCGCACUUACACCGACGAAGUCGCACCCAUUGAAUCCAUUACCAGCGUAUUCAAAGGAGCCGAUUGGUACGAACGAGAAGUGUAUGAUAUGUAUGGUGUAUGGUUCAACAAUCACCCUGACCUCCGCCGAAUCCUAACUGACUAUGGAUUUGAAGGCCAUCCAUUCCGUAAGGAUUUCCCGCUCACUGGAUAUAACGAGGUACGAUACGAUCCUGAACUGAAGCGUAUCGUCUAUGAACCGACAGAACUAGCACAGGAGUUCCGGAAAUUUGAUCUAGAAACCCCGUGGGAGACGUUCCCUGCCUUCCGUAACACAUCGAUAACGAGCGGAUACGAGAAGAUCCAUCUAGAUAAGGAACCAGAAGCUAAGAAGUAG